GUUUACCCCAUAUCCCAUCUUUUCUCCAAAAUCUCCAACUGAAGAAUCAAAUCUUUCUUCCUCCUUAUUGUAACGCACGCAGUCUUCUUUUCCUCACACAUUCUUCCAUCCGAAAUCUGAGAAAAAAAAAAGAAAUCGCAAAAUACCUUGAGUUUGACAUCCAAUCUGCCGUUAUUUUCUUCUCUUCCACGAAAGAGGAGAACCGAGAGAGCUCUCAAACCCUCCUAUUUUGCUGGCAAGUUUUCUUCUUUCCAAAGGUAUACCCCUUUAUUUCAGAAACUCUGUGCAUUCAUCCCAUGACAUAGUCCCAUAUAUUCACAGUAGUUCACAGGAACAAAUUCUUUUGAAAAUCUGGAAACAUGUAUGUUGAUACAUUUUGUUAAAGCCUCGAUCUUUAAUGCUAUUAGAAGUUGCCAUUUUGUUUUAUCUCUUCAACCUUAAUUCUGGAAGAUACUUCUGGCCACUAAUAUUUGAUAUUUGAAUAAUUAGAGAAUUUAAUAAAAGGUUUAGAAUGGGGAAAAGGGGAUGGGACUUACCUGUUAUGCGAGCAGUGCUGCUCGGCGACGGCUGCGAAUUGCAGCGGCCAUGGACGGCGGCUGCUGGUACAGCAGCGAGCGAGAGGGAGAUGGAUACUCUGUUUCUGACUUUGGAUGAAAAUUUGAGGGAGGGAGAGAAUCUGUUUAAGGGAUUUUUUGUGUCUACUUGGAUAUAGAGACGAGAACUUGAGCUUGGUAUUGAGGGAAUUGUUUGUUGUGAAUUUGUGGAAGCUCUAAUGGUCUGGAAUUGCCUAUUUGUAGUUGUUUGAGAGGGUUUGAGCCUGUGAAUGAGGAAGAAUGGGGGAGAGGGAAUUGGACUAAUGGUUGUAGGAGGAAGAGCCAGUUGCAGUGUGGAGACGAUGGAUUUGAGAGGUUGCGGUAUAUGAAGGUUCCGGACUUUGCUCAACCCUUGCUUUCGAGGGUUCAAGACGAGUGUCAGACCACGUGUCUGAGGAACUGCUCAUGCAUAGCUUAUGCUUAUGAUAUUAACAUUGGUUGUAUGUUUUGGAGUGAUAGCUUGAUUGACACACAGGAGUUAGACCGUGCUGGUGUUGAUCUCUACGUUCGUCUCUCUGCUUCUGAGUUUGAUAACCACAAGGAGAGAAAGUUGUUCAUUAUAAUUGCAGUAGUUGUGGGUUUUGUAUGCAUAUCUUUUAUACUGUUUAUUGCUUGGUGGUUGAUGAAGUGGAAAGGGAGAAAAGCGCAAGAUUCAAGUAUUUUGGAAUCAGGGCAAAUGUUCACGACGGAUUCAACUGCAAUCGUGCAAAAAAAUGAAACAAGGGAGGUUAAUAUUGGCGAUUUGCCAAAGUUCACAUUCGAGAUGCUUGCUAAUGCAACCAACCAGUUCCAUGAAGAUAAUCUUCUUGGGAGGGGAGGUUUUGGUCCUGUUUACAAGGGAGUUCUGGCAAGCGAGAAAGAAAUUGCUGUGAAAAGACUAUCUGCAGAAUCUGGGCAAGGGAUGCAAGAAUUCAUGAAUGAAGUGAUAGCCAUUUAUUUCCAAACUCCAACGCAGGAAUCCUGUGAAACUGCUGGGAGGUUGUGUAGAGAAAGAAGAAAAGAUUCUAAUAUAUGAAUACAUGCCAAACAAAAGCUUGGAUGCUUGUCUCUUUGGUUCUACCAACUCAACAAAGAGGUUAUUAGAUUGGAAUAUGCGUUCCAGCAUUAUCGAGGGCAUUGGGCGAGGCAUCCUGUACCUUCACAGAGACUCAAGACUAAGGAUCAUUCACAGAGACCUCAAGCCAAGUAAUGUUCUGCUAGAUAAGGACUGGAAUCCAAAAAUCUCAGAUUUUGGGAUGCCAAGAAUAUUUGCAGGCAAUGAAGACCAUGGCAGUACUGCAAGAGUCAUGGGAACAUAGUAAGUUGAUAUUCAACAGUUGUAUACAGCUUCGGAGUGCUGAUUCUUGAGAUUAUAAAAGGGAAAAAGAACACACACUAUUUCUAUGAUGAAUUGUCCUUGAGUCUCAUAGGAUGUGCAUGGAAAAUGUGGAAUGAGGGUAACGGUUUGAGUUUCGUGGAGGAAAACAUCGUAAGUAGGGAGACGGAGGAAGAGAUGGUUCGAUGCAUUCAGAUAGGCCUACUGUGUGUGCAAGAAUAUCCCAAGGAUAGACCUUCCAUUGAAAUCGUGCUUUCGAUGCUAAGUGGUGAUAUUGUGGAGCUACCAGUGCCUAAGCAGCCAGUGUUUGCGGAAAAUGGUUCGACACCAGGCCUUAAUGGAUCAACACAGCAAAAUAUUUACUCCAAUAACGGGCUCACUCUCAGCGUGCUUGAGGGACGAUGAAUAUAUUAAUUGUUAUCCCUUCUUGCUUUGUAGUAGUACUACAAUUUUGUUUCCAAGAGCUGUUUGUAUUGUUAAUGUCCUUUCUUUUUAUAUUAAUUAAAGAUGAAUACCCGAAAUAGAUCCAAGAACAUCUUA
Salvia splendens (bonfire salvia) is the source of this 2448-nucleotide messenger RNA. Its product is annotated as G-type lectin S-receptor-like serine/threonine-protein kinase B120. NCBI's taxonomy places the organism in Eukaryota, Viridiplantae, Streptophyta, Magnoliopsida, Lamiales, Lamiaceae. The record is from RefSeq and is a predicted model, not a curated record. Gene Ontology annotation, biological process: protein phosphorylation. Gene Ontology annotation, molecular function: ATP binding; protein kinase activity. Bases 919 to 1608 code for a protein of 229 amino acids. The transcript has 7 exons.